This is a messenger RNA of Rhododendron vialii, 1646 nucleotides long. Its product is annotated as probable polygalacturonase At1g80170. NCBI's taxonomy places the organism in Eukaryota, Viridiplantae, Streptophyta, Magnoliopsida, Ericales, Ericaceae. Gene Ontology annotation, molecular function: polygalacturonase activity. Gene Ontology annotation, biological process: carbohydrate metabolic process. The transcript has 12 exons. The record is from RefSeq and is a predicted model, not a curated record. Bases 1 to 1476 code for a protein of 491 amino acids.
AUGUCUUCUGUUGGGCUUCGAGACGGCGACUUGCAGAAUUGGCAUUUCUUGAGGCGGCAAUUGGUUGGUAUUGGGGCCGCUGCCUCUGUGCCUCUGAUUCAGUUUGCCAGUUUUGGAUUUGGGGAGUCGUCGAGCUCCCAAAACGGCCUCUGCACCGCCGCCGCAAUCGCGUUGUUCGUCUCAAGUGACCUCGUCAAGACGCCGCCCGACUUCACCUCCUUAGAAGACGAAGACGAGACGAUCGCCUAUGCCGGCCACGCGCCUUGGCGAAUAGAAGACGAGAUGAAGACAAGACGAGAGGCUUGGAACUCGGAUUCCGGCUCCCUCCGCCGCUGCUCACAUGGCUCCUCCGCCUCCCAUGCAAAUCAAAAGGAAUCAGGCAUGUUCGAAGGAAUAACUUCAUUGCUAGACGAUUCUGACUCUGGUUCCUCUGGCAAUACUACUACUUAUAACGUGCUUAAUUUCCGGGCAACUGGAGAUGGAUCUACGGAUGAUACCCAGAUAGAUGGAACCCUAAUCGCACCAAGUGAUCCAUCAGAAUGGAAAUGCAAGGACGAUAAGUGCAGUAAAUGGAUCACCUUUCACAACCUCAAUCACCUUUCCAUUUCAGGGUCUGGUACUAUCAAUGGCCAGGGAACACAAUGGUGGGCUUGCAAGGACUGUGGGACCAAACCAAGGGGAUUUACGCUAUCAGACUCCAACAAUGUGUAUAUCAGUGACCUAACUUUCAUGGACAGCCCCCAAAAGCACAUUGCCUUGGAAAGGUCGACAUGGGUACAUGCUACUAAUCUGACCAUCACCGCACCUGAGAACAGCCCCAACACCGACGGGAUUCAUGUUCAACAAUCUCGAAACGUCUUCAUAGAACAAACUCUCAUCGGCACUGGUGAUGACUGUAUUUCCAUUGGAGAUGGUUCGGCAUAUCUCAACAUCAGUGGGAUCACAUGUGGACCAGGUCAUGGCAUAAGUGUGGGAAGUCUAGGUUUUAAUGGGGCAAACAACACAGUUGAGCAUGUCUACGUAAGCGAUGUGGUUUUCAGAGGAACUUCAAAUGGAGCAAGAAUAAAGACAUGGCAGGGAGGGAAAGGAUACGCAACGGACAUUACGUUCCAACGGAUAACUACUUUUGACUCACGAUACCCCAUCAUCAUCGAUCAAUUCUAUUGUGAGCCCAAUCAAACAUGUCUAACUCAAGUAAGCAUUUCUCUCCGCUCCGUCUUUUUUGAUUUGGAUAUUCCGAGUUCUACAUCAGCGGUGGAAGUUAGUAACGUGAAAUACAUUGACAUACAUGGCACAUCGAGUGGAGAGACUGCAGUAAAAUUUGCAUGCAGCAAGACAGUUCCGUGCACAGACAUAUCCAUGAACGACAUCGACCUCACCAGUGAUGGUACAAGCAAUACAAUAUCGUCGUGUCAAAAUGUUCAAGGCAAGCAGCAUGAUGUUUUCCCCAGCGUCCCUUGCUUGACAUCAAAUUAAGGUCAUCACACAAGUGUUACAAAUCCCUGUUGGGGACUAUACAUACAAUGUUCAUUUUCACAUUGAAAUUUCGUAAAGGCGGUGAUAGCAGAUUCGAAAAGUUUCGAUUGUACUCCCUUUGUACCAAUUUGUUUGUCUGGAUUCCAAUUCAUUAAUUGACAUUAUAGUUA